This is a messenger RNA of Pteropus alecto (black flying fox), 3343 nucleotides long. It is a transcript of the gene SLC44A2, whose product is annotated as solute carrier family 44 member 2. Gene Ontology annotation, biological process: transmembrane transport; choline transport. NCBI's taxonomy places the organism in Eukaryota, Metazoa, Chordata, Mammalia, Chiroptera, Pteropodidae. Gene Ontology annotation, cellular component: membrane. The record is from RefSeq and is a predicted model, not a curated record. The transcript has 22 exons. Gene Ontology annotation, molecular function: choline transmembrane transporter activity.
CUCCCAUUGGAGAGGGCACGCGGGGCUGGCCCGGCAGGCUGGGCCCGGCCCGGGUGGGGCGCUGCAGCCCGCCGAGCCUCCCGCCCGCCUGGGCUGGGGUCGCGCUGGUUUGAACUCCCUUGCCGGACCGCCUUGGCCAUGGAGGACGAGCGGAAGGACGGAGCCUACGGAACUCCACAGAAGUACGACCCCACCUUCAAAGGACCCAUUUACAACAGGGGCUGCACAGACAUCAUUUGUUGUGUGUUCCUCCUCCUGGCCAUUGUGGGCUACGUGGCUGUGGGGAUCAUAGCUUGGACCCACGGGGACCCUCGAAAGGUGAUCUACCCUACCGAUAGCCGAGGCGAGUUCUGUGGACAGAAAGGCACGAAAAAUGCGAACAAACCCUACCUGUUUUAUUUCAACAUUGUGAAAUGUGCCAGCCCCCUGGUCCUGCUGGAAUUCCAGUGUCCCACCCCCCAGAUCUGCGUGGAGAAGUGCCCUGACCGAUACCUCACCUACCUGAAUGCUCACAGAUCCCAGGACUUUGAGUAUUACAAGCAGUUCUGCGUGCCUGGCUUCCAGAACAACAAGGGUGUGGCUGAGGUGCUUCGGGAUGGCGACUGCCCUGCUGUCCUCACUCCCAGCACACUCUUGGCCCGGCGAUGCUUCCCAGCCAUCCACGCCCACAAAGGGGUCCUCAUGGUGGGCAAUGAGACGACCUAUGAGGAUGGGCACGGCGCUCGGAAAAACAUCACAGAGCUGGUGGAGGGUGCCAAGAAAGCCAACGGGGUCCUGGAGGCACGGCAGCUGGCCAUGCGGAUAUUUGAAGAUUACACAGUCUCUUGGUACUGGAUUGUCAUAGGCCUGGUCAUCGCCAUGGUGAUGAGCCUCCUGUUCAUCGUGUUGCUCCGCUUCCUGGCUGGCAUUAUGGUCUGGGUGAUGAUUGUCAUGGUGAUUCUGGUGCUGGGCUAUGGAAUAUUUCACUGUUACAUGGAGUAUGCCCGACUGCGAGGUGAGGCCGGCUCCGACGUCUCCCUGGUGGACCUCGGCUUUCAGACAGACCUUCGUGUGUACCUGCACUUGCGACAGACCUGGAUGGCCUUCAUGAUAAUUCUGAGCAUUAUCGAGGUUAUUAUCAUCUUGCUGCUAAUCUUUCUACGGAAGAGAAUUCUCAUUGCCAUUGCGCUUAUCAAAGAAGCCAGCAGGGCCGUGGGAUACGUGAUGUGCUCCAUGCUGUACCCACUGGUCACCUUCUUCCUGCUGUGCCUUUGCAUCGCCUACUGGGCCAGCACUGCUGUUUUCCUGUCUACUUCCAAUGAAGCCAUUUAUAAGAUCUUUGAUGAUGCCACUGACUGCCCAGUUGCUGGGAAAACCUGCAACCCUGAGACCUUCUCCUCUUCCAAUGAAUCCCGCCUGUGCCCUGGUGCCCACUGCCAGUUCGCCUUCUACGGUGGUGAGUCAGGCUACCACCGGGCCCUGCUGGGCCUGCAGAUCUUCAAUGCCUUCAUGUUCUUCUGGCUGGCCAACUUCGUCCUGGCUCUGGGCCAGGUCACGCUAGCUGGGGCCUUCGCCUCCUACUACUGGUCCCUGCACAAACCAGAUGACCUGCCUGCCUUCCCUCUCUUCUCUGCCUUCAGCAGGGCGCUCAGGUACCACACAGGCUCUCUGGCCUUUGGUGCCCUCAUCCUGGCCAUUGUGCAGAUCAUCCGAGUGAUGCUGGAGUACUUGGAUCAGCGCCUGAAAGCUGCAGACAACAAGUUUGCCAAGUUUCUCAUGACCUGUCUCAAAUGCUGCUUCUGGGUGGGAAGAACCCUCAUUCCUAUCCAGGGGGCCUGAUCCUCCCCUCCUACCCCACUCCAGAUCGCCAUCUAUGGCACCAACUGCUGCACCUCAGCCAGGAAUGCCUUCUUCCUGCUCAUGAGAAACAUCAUCAGAGUGGCUGUCCUGGACAAAGUUACUGACUUCCUCUUCCUGUUGGGCAAACUUCUGAUUGUGGGUAGUGUGGGGAUCCUGGCUUUCUUCUUCUUCACCCACCGUAUUAGGAUUGUACAAGACACAGCACCGCCCCUCAAUUAUUACUGGGUUCCUAUACUGACAGUGAUCGUUGGCUCCUACCUGAUUGCCCAUGGCUUCUUCAGCGUCUACGGCAUGUGUGUGGACACGUUAUUUCUCUGUUUCUUGGAGGACCUAGAGAGGAAUGAUGGCUCAGCUGAGAGGCCUUACUUCAUGUCUUCCAACCUCAAGAAGCUUUUGAACAAGACCAACAAGAAGCUGGUGGAGUCCUGAAGGCCCUGCCUUGCCCUGCUUCCCAGGAAAGUUUCUCACUGGGUGCUCAGCAGCUGGAGCAGAACCCCCCAGCCCAUAGAGCUGACCGGAAGUCCUGUCACUGCUGCCCCCAUCCAAUUACCACCAGUUUCUGGGGACCUGGAGGAUUUAUGGUAUCUUCUCCCUGCGGCAAGGGGCAGUUGGACUUUCCGUGGCAGCCCCCACGACUGUGCAGCGUGUCACUCCAGUCCUCACUGGCCCGGAUAGGGAGAAGUUCUGUGAGGGCCCUUGCUGUGUCUGGCAUGCGAUGGAGCCCAACUUCUGUGGGCUGCCUCAAGCUUCCUGUUCCCUCUUAUGGCGUGAUGACGGUGUUUUUUGUCUGCUCAAGCCAGGACUGAGCCCCUUCUCCAUAACCGAACAGCUGGCUCACACAGACUGCCACAUGCCUUUCUCUAUUAUUUUUUUAACUUGGCCAUGCAUUAAAGGGUCUAUUAGCUUUUUUCUGUCUCAACAGCUCAGAUGGGGCCACUGAGGAGUGCCUUCAGUUACCUGGCAUAGCUGGGGUGGGAGUGCAUGCCCAGGUCGGGUGUGGCACUGGGCCCUGUCGAUGGGUUAGGAAGGAGUGAAACUGUCCCGGGAGGCCAUUGGGAGCAGGAGGGAGGGGACUGCUAAUAGCGGCCUCAUGGAAGCCUGCUAGCUGGAGGAGCCAGGCUCAAUUUCCCACCUUCUUCUGCCUGUUGACACAGCUCUCUGUAAGAGAAAAGAAACCGAAUCCACCCAAGGGAUGAUUUCAGGAGAAAGGAUGUGGGGCAGGUGCCGCAGGCACACCAGGCCCCCUGCCCAGUCACCUCAUGACUUUAGGAUCCUUUUGCCAAAUUAGUUAAACUUGGGGGACCUGGUCUACCAGUUCCUCCUUCACUAAGGCCCCCAACUUCAUGUCUGAUCAUCAGCAUAGUUCCAGGAUCUCAGGGAGGAAGAAAUCCCUGCCUGAGGUCUCUGUGUCCUACGCCUAUUGCCAGCCCUCCCACCCAUUCUGUACACACACCCCUGCGUGUAACUGCAUUCCAACUACUAAUAAAGUGCCUAUUGUACAGAG